This is a messenger RNA of Prunus dulcis (almond), 2165 nucleotides long. RefSeq names its product cyclic dof factor 2-like. The record is from RefSeq and is a predicted model, not a curated record. The transcript is spliced from 2 exons. Gene Ontology annotation, biological process: regulation of DNA-templated transcription. NCBI's taxonomy places the organism in Eukaryota, Viridiplantae, Streptophyta, Magnoliopsida, Rosales, Rosaceae. Gene Ontology annotation, molecular function: DNA-binding transcription factor activity; DNA binding. Bases 301 to 1812 code for a protein of 503 amino acids.
UUGGUCAAUCUUGGCCAUGGAUUCACCUUGUUUCUUACUUGGACUCCAGGUGGCAUCACCCCAUGAACCCCAAUGACCGCUCAAUAAAAUAAACUCAAAAAAUGUGAUGAAAAGUUUGAAAGGAACACGAAAAGAAACUUAGAAUACAAAAAGAAUUGGUACUUUGAUGCUUCACGUUCUUGGUGCUUUUUGAGCUAAAGGGUACUUUACUUGGGAGGGGUUCUGGCUUUUGAAACGUCUUUUAUAAAUCAAAACCUUACUUUUUUAUUUGUAUUGGAUGGGUUUUGGAGUUGGGUUUUUAUGUAUGUCAAGGCAAAGGCAAUCAGUUUUUGCGGAGAUAUGUCUGAGACUGAGAGCAGAAGCAAUGAAAAUAGCAAUGACAUCAAGCUCUUUGGGAGGACCAUUCCAUUGCUUCAAACUCAGAUUGAAGCUAUCACUGGCAAGAAUUCCCAGGUUCCACCCAAGUCUCAAUUCAUGGAUUCUUGCAGUGAAUUAACAAAAGCAGAAGCUGAUGGCCCUUGUGCAGAAAAUUCUGUGCAGGCAGGGACUUCAGCGAUUUGCAAGAAGGAAGAAAAAAGUCGGAUGCAGGUGAAUGAGGCAAGAGUAAAUGCUAAAACCAAUUCAAAACAAGCGGAGAACAGAAUUUUAGAGCAAGAGGAAGAUUUUCAGAAGCCAGACAAGGCCCUUCCUUGUCCACGAUGCAACAGCCUAGACACAAAGUUUUGUUACUUCAAUAACUACAAUGUCAACCAACCUAGGCACUUCUGCAAAAACUGCCAAAGAUAUUGGACAGCUGGGGGAACAAUGAGAAGUGUUCCUGUGGGUGCUGGGCGACGAAAGAACAAGCAUCUUGCUUCCCAAUACCAUCAGAUAAUAGUAUCCUCUGAUGGAGUACCAUCAACCAGGUUAGAAACCACAGAUUCCAUUAACCAUCAACUUCUCUCAUGCAGAAAAUCUUUAAGCACUUUUGGUCUUCCAGAUAGAGCUGGAACAGUACUAAAAUUUGGCCAUGAAGCACCUCUUUGUGAAUCUAUGGAUACUGUGGUUAAUCUUAGGGAUCCAAGGACCUGUGUUGAGAUAGGUUCUGUCAGUGGCAGAGAAAGUGGAGACGAGCCCUCAUGCGUGUCUUCCGUGACAGUAUGUGGUAACCAGGGAAGUGAAUUAUCCAAAAAUAUUUUGCAGAGGGAUAGGAUUGGGUUACAAGGGUCUUGUAGUGAGCCUAAUAUCUCACCUCCUUUGAAUUACUACCCAGUUGCUCCAUUGGUUUUCCCUUGGAAUCCAGGUUGGCGAAAUGCAGCUUCUCCUGCAGCACCACAGCAUUCUCAAUCCAUUUGUGUACAAAAUUGCACGGCUCCUAAUCAAGUCCAGUGGUACCCCACACCAGUUCUGGUCGUUCCUGGCCCUUGCCCACAAAGCAUUCCCUUACAAACUGUUCCAGCACCGUAUUGGGGCCUUUUGCCCGUAUGCCCUGCUGGAAUGGGAAAUUUAUCGUUGUCUGGAUCUAAUGGUUGCUUAUCUCCAUCAUCCUCUACAAGUAAUAGUUGCUGCUCAGGCAAUGGCUCACCGAUCCUUGGCAAGCAUUCGAGGGAUUCAAAUAUUAUGGAUGAAGAGAAAUCAGAAAACCGUGUUUUGGUUCCAAAACCUUUGAGAGUUGAUGACCCGGAUGAGGCUUUGAAGAGUCCUAUAUGGGCCAGUUUAGGCAUUAAGCGCGACCUCAAAACGCGAGUUUUUAGAACAUCAAAAUCUAUGACAGAAGGCAAGAGCCAUAUAUUCAUCCCCAAUCAUAGAAGCAAUUCUAGCAGCUCUUUCUGAGUCUCAUAAUUCCAAGAAAGUACAUGAAGCGUCUCCUUUGUAUUCUUGCUUGAAAGACAUGAGCUGUCUCAUAGCCAUAUUGCUGGUUCUUGCUUUCAGGGCAGAUGGUUUUCUCACUGUUCUUGGCUCGGUGCAUUUUGCACUUCGAACUGAAUCGUUCACCAUGGUAUAAUCUAGGAUUUUGAGUUUUGAUAAAAUACAGAAGUUUAAAUACAUCCUUUUGAGUGCUCAUUUGUAAAUAUAUAGUUAGCAACAGUGAAUACUUGUUAAUGGCCACUGCCUCAUGGCUUCCAGUUCAAUUCAAACACUCUUUUAUAUGUACAGAAAUCAAGUGGGAAACAGUGUUUGCUUCA